CGGCGGCAGUUCUUGUUUGGCGGUGAAAGCGAAUGCACGUGCGUGAAAGGAUAUGUGCGCUGUCUCGCGUCGAAAGGCAUGUAAAGGAUUGCGGCAUAUUAUGAGGGAAAACGUAAUAAACUCGUGCUGAAACUUCGGUUGAUUCUGGAUUCGGGGUAAUAAUUUAGGAGGAAAAUGGCAACCAAUGAGAGACUUUCAAAUUUCGUUGAAAAAUAUAUUCAGUUGGGAAAGCAAGGACAUAAGUGAUGUAAAGAGCAUAUGUAAUAAAUACAAAAAUAAUUACAACUUGCGGCAUUGUGCAAAAAAGUUUUCAAGUGAAGUGAGGUGGUUGACAUCCAUACAUAUUUGAAAAAUGAAGCCUACAGUUGAAAACCAAAAAAUCAUGUCUCUCAAAAAAUUAAAUAUUAUGUGUCUAAAUAUCAAAUUAAAUAAUUCCAUAUAUUAAAAGCCCUCGCAGUAUUGAUCAUUUGUCUAAAUACUAGUGCAUAAGUGACCAAUAAUUGGAAAAAUUUGGUAACAUCGACAUGCUAUUGUUCAGGCAUGAUGCAUGAUCGGGACCACCUAGCAGUUAAAUAACGGCUGAUAUAUAAAUGUAUUAAAAGUUGGUAAAAAUAAUUGUAUAAAUUAAUUAAGAAUCAUUAAAGAAGCUCAUAAAAAUGUGGCACAUCAAUUGCUUUUGCGGAUAUAUUAACUCAAGAUACAAUGGCGCGAAAAGUGCGACAUAAGUGAUUUGUUGUACUAAAACGAUCAAGCUUAAGGAUGCUAUUGAAUGAAGAACUCUGUAGACGUAUGUACGUGUGGUAUUAGCAAAGGAAACAAAAAAUGAAAUUCUCAUUAGAGGCUCGAAUUUUUUUACUCAGUGUUAGUUUAUUGGAUGGUCUAGCCGGUCUGCGUCUGGUGAAGGUCUCAAUACCAGCUUUCAAAUUUCGCGGUGAGUCUGCCAUGCUCGAAUGCCAAUAUGAGUUGAAUCGCACGGGCGGCCCGCCAUAUUAUGGUGGCGUCGGCAGCAACAUCGGAAGUGAAGUUCUAGUCAGUGACGCUGGCAACCGACAACGCAGUUACACACGAACGCGCACACGCACGAACACACGCAACCGUUAUGGCGGCAACAUGCACUUCUUCGAUGCACAUCACUUUGUGGCCAUGAGGCCGAAGUUUAGGCGACACAAACGUCAAUACUCCUACCAAACAGAGCGACUGCAAAUGCAUCAACAACAGCAACAGCAGCAAGAGCACCAGCAGCAACAACAAUACCAGCAGCAGCAUCAAACCUAUCCAUAUCAGCCAUCGCAAAGUUACAGCAGCAGCAGUGGUAGCAGCAGCAGCGACAUAAAUGGCGCUGGCAGUUAUUAUCAGCAGCAACAGCAAAAGGAAGAAGACGAGCAACAGCAUUACCCAUAUCAAACGCAGCGCUCUCCCUACGGGCAUAGCGUUUAUCGCGGCGCGGCCUUCAGCCAAGCGUUGGGCAUACCCGGCUUCAGUAAUAGCGGCGUCAGCAGCAGUAGCAGCAGCAGCAGCAGUGGCGCGCAUGUUGGCGCCAGUACCUUCACUAGCGGUGCGCGCGGUGCGACGGCGGAGGGCUCAUCGCAUCGCUACAAAUUCGGCGACGGCGUCGAUGAUGACGAGGAGGCCGAGGAGGAGGAUGACGAUGUAGCGGAGGACGAUGAGGAUGAGGACGGUGAGGCGUUGUAUGCCAUAAAAUGGUACAAGGACAACGAGGAGUUCUAUCGCUUUGUGCCGAAAGCGCGCCCGCAGAAGACGAGUUAUCGCUUUGAUGGCAUACGUGUCAGUGAGGAGCACUCAGACAGUUGGCGCGUCUUUCUGCGCGGCUUGACGCUCAACUCAUCCGGCUUGUACCGUUGCGAGAUCUCAGCUGAGGCGCCCAACUUUUCCUCGGUGCAGGGCGAGGGCCGCAUGGACAUCGUAUUUUUGCCCCGCGAUGGUCCACAUAUCCGAGGUCAACAAAAUCAAUAUCAAAUAGGUGACACCUUAGCGCUGAACUGCACAUCGGGCAAGUCACAUCCGGCAUCACGACUACAGUGGUUAAUCAAUGAUCAGCCGGUGGUCGACGACAGCUAUCUGGUAGCCUACAAUGACACCGUGCACAAACAUGGCCUCAUAACGUCAAUGCUCGGCCUUGAGUUGACAGUUGAUGGACGUCACUUUCAGGACGGCGAGAUGCGCGUGAAAUGCCUGGCCAGCAUAUCGCCGGUGCUGUGGAGCGGCGACAAGGAGAGCGUGUUACAGCGACGGCGCGGCAUUAUUGACAACCGAGAGGCAAUGCUCCUAGUACGUGGUGCUGCCGCCCGGCUACAUCCUUUGGGUAAUUUCCUCUCCAGUCUGCGCCUGCUGACCGCCGUCACAACACUAACAAUAAUAUGUCAAUUACUACUGAGCACCGACCGAGCAUAAACGCAACAAAUUAGCCACACACAUCAACACUAAGACAUACCUGCAUCAGCACACACGCACAAGCGUGCGCAAUAACGGAAGUCAAUAAAACACAAAAUAGCAUAAGUACAGUUAACCAAAGACAAACUAAAUAUAAGUUAGUGCAAAGCAAAUAAAAGUGUGUAGGAAACUGCAACUACAAGUCUUACAGCGAGUGUGUUAAAGAGUAUGCGCUGACUUUGUGGUCGGCGUGGCGUAUACGCAACAUUGCAUUGAGCUAUAGUGGCUAACUUGCAUAUGGUUAAGUUACAGUUAAGGUUUGUGAAAUACUUUGUGCUAGCAAUAAAUUGAUUUAUUCAGUAGAAAUCGCAUGAAAUUAAGCGAAAUACACGCAGAGAAGUUUGGUUGUUGAAAAUACUGUAAAUAUAUCUAUAUUACAUAAAAACUAUUACAUAAUAUAUAAUUCAAUACAAGUAUAAAUGUAAGCAAAAGGCAGCGCAAAAUUGUUAUGUAUAUUAGAUCCAAAAGUAACUUUAAAAAAAAGCAAAUUGCAAUGUAAGUAAGCCAAUAUUCAGAUUCAAUUUUCACAGCCUUGAAAUGAGUUUUGUUUUAUUUUGUUAAUCAAUGGAAAAUAAUUCCGCUUGUGUAUUCAAGUACCACAGAACUUCUGCUUUCAUCUAAAAUUAGAAUGAAAAAUGAAUUAAAUACACUACUGCAAUGGCUGCUGUCUCCUCCUGAUAUUUUUCUUUUGAAAUUGCGCUCGCUGAUUUCAAGAGAAUAAACAUUUCUUUCCAUUGAACAGCCGAAUUCCUUCAGUUUUUGUAAAAAGCAGCAAGUUUGAUAGUCUGUUUGCUGAAAGUUUGCCUGGCGAUUUUAUGCAUUAAGUCAAUGCGUUUAAGGCGCUUUUUUAAUUUCAAAAACAGCAAAAAAUAACUGGCGAAUACAGAGGCUGAGCUCUCGCUUCUUGUUUGGUCAAAAAGUCACUCCUAAUCAUCGUAGCAUAAAACGGCACAUUGAGGACUUUUGGUGCAAGUCUAGCGUUGACACGCUUCAUAUCCAAAACACUAACCAAAAUGAGUUUUUGAGAUCUCCUGCUAUCUUUCUAAUGACAACACAAUGAUUUAAAAGCACUUUCCUUGAAGUUUUUUGAUGUUGCGUCAUUAAAAGAGGUCGUUGGAAAACUCGUGUGAGGCAAGUUUUCGAUGGAUUAACAACCUUCAUUUAAUGGUUUGUGUCACUGAAAUACUAACGUUUGUGAUAAAGUAUGGUAUUGACACCCCAAAAAACUUUUGAAACAUUUUCAACGAUUUGUUGGGCGUGAUGACAGCCGAUACAAAAAAUUUCAAGCAAAAUCUGUUUUCAAUUUUUAUCCAUAGUAAAAAUCGCUUGACAAACUUUUUGCGUUGCAAAAAAAAAGUUGCCGAACACAAUCUUGUUCACAGAGAUCUUAAAUGAAAGGCGUAUGGAUAUCAAAAUUCAUAUAGAGGUAGAAAAAAGGUUGUGACAAUUUAAGAAAAUUUAAGAAAUUAUUUAUUGAAUCGGUGUGCCCUUGCAGUUUCAUUGUACCAGUGCGGAUCGAGCUUGAUCUUGAGUUUAGGUCCAAAUAGAUAUUUAAAAGUAUUUAACAUCGAUAUUCGGAAACUUUUCCUACCGAUAAUGUCAAAAUUUUUCCUUCAAGCAAAAUAAUUAUUUAGUUGGCUCCCGAAAUUUAAGAGUUAAAAAAACAAUAAUUACUCUAGUUUCGGAUUUGUGGUCUUACAUGUAUAGUUUAUGGACAUCUUCGGACUAUAGCGCCUCAUAUAUAUUUUUGUGUAUGUUAGCCUGAUUUAUAGCUUCAUUGUGAAGUCCAGUGAUAGGGUCAAUUUGGCCAUCUACGAAAAAUCAAACAACUUCUCCAAAGUCCAUUUGAAACGGCAGCCAUUGCUAAGACCCCUUUACCCACGGUUAAAGUUAUUAUACCAGCCUCUGCUUCGCCCCGGCAAAACCACAAAUAAUUAUUUGGAAAUAUUUCAUAAUUGAAGUAAUUGAAUCUGAUCAUUGUAAAUAUAUACAAAUGUAAUUAAAAUAUCAAGUUGGAAGCAAAGAGCAAAAAUUAAUAUAAGCAAAUAUUUAUAAUAAUACUCGUACAUAUACAUUGAAUAAUAGCAACAAAAGCGGCAAGACAGCAGACCAUUAAAUCAAAUUGACCAACUGCUUUAAUGCACAUAUAUAAAUAUAUACUAUAUAUACAUACGCAUUUUCAAUUUGGCUUGCGGUGCUUCGGUGCAUGUAAUUAUGUUUGCAUUAAAGCGCAAUUACUUCGACUAAAUAUGGUAUUUGGUAGGCAAGUUUUUGGUGAAAUAAGUACUGUAAAUGCAUUUCGUUUUAAUUAUGUACAAAUCUCCUUAAUGUUGUAUUAGCUAAGUGUUUAAGCGAUAAGCCGCUUCCAUUUGUGUGUAUGUGUGUAAUACUCGCAUUAUCUGCGCUUCUAGUGCAACUACUUUAAUGAUUACUUUAUUUUUAUAUUUCACUAACACAAACACUUGAGUAUUAGCAACAAAUAUACAUAAAUACAUACAUAUGUAGCAAGAGUGAAGCAGACAGGCGCUGCUAUGAGUGGAAUGCCUGGUGAUUAUAAAUCGCCUGCGGGCGGAGCAAUUCAAAUAAAUUAAAGAGAAAACUGUCUGUGUUAAACUGCGAAAAA
This is a messenger RNA of Bactrocera dorsalis (oriental fruit fly), 5074 nucleotides long. RefSeq lists its product as uncharacterized. The transcript has 7 exons. NCBI's taxonomy places the organism in Eukaryota, Metazoa, Arthropoda, Insecta, Diptera, Tephritidae. The record is from RefSeq and is a predicted model, not a curated record. Bases 823 to 2412 code for a protein of 529 amino acids.